UUUCCUGAACUACAAAGAGCCCGCCCAGGCUUUGCCACAGCCCAGUCCCUUCCCUGCAGAGAGAGCACACAGCUGCAGAGACAUACUCCAGCAGUAAGCACCCAGGCUGACACCUGGCUCAAAGAAGGGCUCUGCGAGGCUUUGUUUGUUCGUGCCUGCCAGAUACAAGGAAGCCUCACGUGUCUGCUUUCCUGUUCCUCUAACGCAGAGACAAACUGUCUCCAGUGACCUGCAGACUCUCAGACUCCAACCUGUAAGCUGGAUCUCAUCCAUGGAGAGGACCCUCACCGUCCUGCAAGUGAGCCUGUACCACUCCACGCCGGACCAGGUUGCCUUUGCCAAGGUCCCAUUACAGCUGCAGCACGAUACCAGUCGGCUGCUGGUGGGACGAGGGAAGGACACCCACAUCCAACUGCAGCUGCCCCAGCUGUCCCGACACCAUCUGUCCUUGGAGCCCUACCUGGAGAAAGGCAGCACUCUGCUGGCCUUCUGCCUCAAGGUACUGUCCCGCAAAAGCUGUGUGUGGGUCAACGGGUUGCCACUGAGGUACCUGGAGCAGGUGCCCCUCAGCACUGUCAACAGAAUCUCCUUCUCCGGCAUCCAGAUGGUAGUCCGCAGAGAGGGGGGUGACUCCCUUGAUACCUUUGUCUGCUACUUCCGGUUCAGCUCCUCACCCCUGAUUUACAGACCCCAGGCCCAGGAGACUGACGAAUGGGAAAACGUAAAGAAAGAGACUCCUCCUGUUCGGAGGGAGGCAACUCAUGGUCUCUUGGGGUCUCCCCAUGGCUCCUCCUGGACUCAGACAGCAGUUUCCAGCCAAGCCCCAGAGGAGCAACAGAAAUGAAACUCCAGAGGGAGUCCCCAAACAUAGCACCCUGCCAGCCCUGCUGGCUGAGAGCAAGCCUUGCUAAAACGGGGUUUGAAAUAUUUGAGCUACGGCAUGCGAGAUUGACACACGAAGCUGACAUGCAAGGCCUGCUGGUCACCCCACUCAUAGCGAACUGAUUCUGUAAACUUUGAGCAGCCCAUGGGUGGAGAAGUGCCCUUCAUGGCUCUGGGUAAUGGGAACUUCAUAUAUUUUAAGAGGCCCUGAGGGGUUCUGGGAGUCUCUCCCAACACCCCCACCCCCCCACACACCAUUUCCUCCCUUGUCUGUCUGCAGUUACUUUAUGUUGCUCAUUUCACAUGCUGCUGAAGAACAGAAGCAUAGGGUCGCAACAGGAAUGCAAGGACACGUGGAGAGAUGACAUUUGGGGUAGCUUGGGGUUGCCUUCAGCUUUCAAAUACCCACAGGCACUUGGGGCUUAGGAAAGCCUGUGUUUAAUAAACUGAAAGUAUUUCAUUAAGCUGGCAUACUCAGUAGGAUUCCCUGAGCCCCAGAUGGGCCACAUGUACGCCAUGUUGUCGUGUGGAGCUGGGAGGAGGAGGGGACCUGGAAGAGG
Messenger RNA from Chionomys nivalis (European snow vole), 1442 nucleotides. It is a transcript of the gene Tifab, whose product is annotated as TIFA inhibitor. The record is from RefSeq and is a predicted model, not a curated record. Bases 272 to 844 code for a protein of 190 amino acids. The transcript is spliced from 3 exons. NCBI's taxonomy places the organism in Eukaryota, Metazoa, Chordata, Mammalia, Rodentia, Cricetidae. Gene Ontology annotation, molecular function: protein binding. Gene Ontology annotation, biological process: canonical NF-kappaB signal transduction.